GUGUUGUCAAAAAAAUUCGAUUGUGUAUUUUGGUUUUAUUUUAACAUCAGUCAAUGGUUUCAUUAAUUUUAAUUUUGCAGAAAUAAAACCUUCAUUUAUUCCCCUAAACACAUACUUUUCUCAAGUUGAACUGAGAUUGCACACAUGCUAAUGGAUAAGUGAUUGCUGAAAAGCAUUUUGCCAGGCUUGUUCUUCGACCAUGAAAUCGAGCAAACGAAGACUCCAGGCGCUCACAGAAGGAUCCGAUGGAAUGCCGAAUUAUCUCAAGAUGGAAGACUCUGAGACGUCCAUUCCGCCAGUAUUCAGAUCUCGACUGCACGAACUGUUUUCGCAGAUAGAAAAAGAAUUUGACCUUCUUUACACUGAGAAUCUAAAUCUACAAGAGAAAAUAGAUAUAUUGAGUGAGAAGUUGGAGAGAGAGAGCUAUGUAGGGGACAGACAGAACUUGGAUUACAUUGAAUUUGAAACCAGCGGAAAGAACUCCAAAGUGAAAUUGUCACAAAGCAAUUCUCAAAAAGUCAAAGCGAGUCACAAGCUUCGAGUGCAAACAAGCAAAAUUGUAUCCAGUUUCAAAGCUCCGACAUACAACUGCCAGCUCGUCAGAGAGUUCACCGGACACAAGGAUGGCAUAUGGGACGUCUCUACUGCCCGACCGGGACAGGCGCUUAUUGGAACAGCAUCUGCAGAUCACACCGCCUGUGUUUGGAGUGUGGAGUGGGGAAAAUGCCUCUUACAGUACACAGGCCACCAGGGUUCUGUGAACUCAAUCCGUUUUCACCCAUCCCGUGACAUUGCCCUCACCAGCAGUGGCGACAAUACUGCUCAUGUAUGGCAAGCUGCUGUCAAUUGGGAUUUGCCGCGUGGUCAAUCCUCCGAAGAGGAACUCGAAGGUGGUGGUGAAGAGAGCCUGGGAGAAGGUGGCGAGAGGCCAGAGGUGCUCCGCACUCCUCUCACAGAGCUGACAGGCCACCAAGGUGUGGUGGUGGCCGCCGACUGGCUCACGGGCGGCGAUCACGUCAUCACUGCCUCUUGGGACCGCACGGCCAACUUGUAUGACGUGGAAACUGGGGACUGUUUGCAAGUUCUUACAGGCCACGACCACGAGCUGACGCACGCGUCGGCCCACCACAGCUCGCGUCUGGUGGUCACGGCGUCUCGGGACACCACUUUCCGUCUGUGGGACUUCCGCGAGCCGAUCCACUCGGUGUCCGUGUUCCAGGGACAUACUGAGAGUGUAACAUCAGCAGUAUUUACGCGAGAAGACAAAGUCGUGUCUGGUUCUGAUGAUCGAUCUGUGAAGGUAUGGGACGUCCGCAACAUGCGCUCAGCCCUAGCCACGAUCCGUUCGGACUCGUCGGUCAACCGGGUCGGCGUGAGCAGCGGCGGGCUCAUUGCCAUCCCGCACGACAACCGCCAAGUCCGGCUGUUUGAUCUGCAAGGCCAGAGGCUGGCCAGACUUCCGCGCUCUAGCAGACAGGGUCACCGCCGCAUGGUGACGUCGGUUUCGUGGGCCGAAGACAUAUCUUCAAACAUUAACUUCUUCAGCUGCGGUUUCGACCGCCGCAUCCUCGGCUGGUCCAUCCAGCCCUCCAAGGAGAACUGAACCUUAAUCCUAGCACCCAAAGGCACGUUAUCGCUAGUUAACUCUGUACAGGUAUAUUAUCCUCGAUUAUUUAAACAUUGUAGUCUGUAACGCGGAUUGGAAUUCAGCUUUUGACUUGUACUAAAGAUACUAUUUCUUGAAAGUAUGGGUGAUUGUGAAAUCUAUUUGGAUCUUCUCUUGCUCAGACGCUUAUGGAUUGAAUUACAUAACAAUUUAUUUGUGUUGGAGUAGAAACGCAUAAUUAUUAUCAUAAUAACAAUAGCGUACCACCCAGAAAUGUGACACGUUGGGAGCAGUAUGGUACUAGGCUUUAUAAUACACCAGAAUCUCCCAUUCUUCGGAAUUGAUUUUGAAAUAUCCGUCACUCUCACUCACCUUGGGUGCAGGUAUGAGUGAGAGAAACGAAAAUGGUUUUCAUUCGAAAAAUGUUAUAAGUAUACUUAGUAUUGUACUGCAAAUCCCAGUCGCGCAAUAUUGUCCCCAAAUAAGUAUUGUGUGUUAAAAAUAAACAGAAGUUUGAGAGUAUGUAGAUUAUUAUGCAAGAAUAUUAAAUUAACGAAUAUCGUAUUAACAACUAUAUUUUAAUAUUGCAUGCAAUUUCUCAUUCUCAUUUUCUAUGUUUCUUUAGUGUCUUUGACUAUAUUUCUUGCAAACAAUGAUUAAUUAUUACACCUACGAAUAUAAAGCACAAAGGUAACAGAUUGUUGUCUACUUUAAGUAUAUUGUUGGUUUUUAGUAGUUUAUUAAUGUUCUAGAUUCGUUUGUUCGUCCAUGAUACGGUAGUAUAUUUAAAUUACGUGGGUUGUUGGUAAUGUAUUCAUAAUUUUAAGCACCGGACCACUGGUUUCGGUUCACUAAUCAUUUUAUUAGAUGUGAUUUUAUCGAUUAAUAAACAAUAUAAUUAUAAUUGUAUAGCUGGUUGGUAAUUGCGUGUUUUUAAUUACUGUAUGCCCACUCCAAGGUGAUUAAAUUUUAUUUCAUACCUUGUUUAACUCGAACAAUUUUAUCGUACUAUUUUUAAAGUUUUACAUUUCAACUUUAAUCAAGAUUAUGUAUUGUGAUCGUGAAACACUCAAUUUCUUUUUACUAUUUUAUGGCUUAUGUUGUAAUUCUAUUAUACUGUUUAACAAAAAGAACAUCUACUGUCCUAACUCUGUAUCAACGUAUUAUUAAUGUAACAUAUCUUUAGGAGUACCAGUGUGUUACUUAACUAUGUAUUAAAAUCUAUUGUCUAGCUAGUCAGUUCAUUUCAUAGGCCAAAGAUAAUUCCCAUGCUCUUUUUAGUAUUUCAUGAAUCUUUUUGACUGUUCAUGCAUACAUAACUAGAAUCGAAAACAUCACAUAUCAGCUAACAGAUUUUGGUUUGGAAGAUAUGGUAAUAUUUAUGGUAUUGCUUGCUUAGCAUAUUUGCUGUCGAAUAUUAAUAUUUAAAACAUGGUUUAUUAAAAUAAUAAAUGUAAAUAGGUAUUGGUUUCAUUGGCUAUGUUAUGGUUGUGCCAAAAGAUUGCUAAACAUAUUAUGGUAUGUAUUAAUACAUGUUAUUCUUAUUUUAAUUAUGCAAAGUAUUAUAUUGUAUGUGCACAGAAAACAAUUUGUUCAGAACUUUGUAUAGAAUUUGGAAAAUUUUAUGCACUAACUAUGAAUCCACCCUUUGUAGACUUUUUUCAUCUUCUAAUUUCUUAAACAGAUUAAGAGCUCUUUAAGAUUGGCGUUUUUUCAGUGUUCGUAAGCUUGUAGUAUCACAUCUUCUAAAAUUACACAGUGUAUUUCGCAAAUGAAACAUCACGAGAGCCUCCUACAUGUACGUAAGUACGCGAGCCACAUAGGAGCCUUCGCGUGAAUCAGUAUUUUUUUACUAUAACAUAUUCCUUUGGAUUAUUUGCACAGAAAGAACGCUAAUCCGAAAGAGCCUUUAAGUUCGUCCCCAGUUCUCAUAUGAAUAAGGAUUUUAGACACACUUUUUUAGGUUCUAGUCACGUAUUUUGUUUUCAGAUGUCUUUUUUUAGAUUUUCUUGAUCAAGUUUGUCCAUUCCAAAUGCUGUGUCAUCCAUAUCCUUAAAAGUUUUUCGGCUUAUAUUAUUUAAUCAUAGCAAAGUUUACACAAUAAUUGAGUAAAUUGUUUUAUUUAAAUUGUAUAAUAUCAAAGAUCUAUAGAUACUUAUUUUACUAUAAAAUUAUCAUAUUACUAGUAUUGUGGUGUCCGUAUCCAUGUAGUGUAAUAAACAUGUUUAAUAAAUAUCUAUGCAUAUAUUUAUGUAUAAGUGAUGAAUGAUAAUAAUUAUAAUGGAACUAUCACUCGUUGAAUACCUUCUAAAAUGAUCUGAAUAUUUUUGUUAUGCCGAUUAUGGUAUGAAAUAUAUGAAUGGUAAAAAA
Molecule: messenger RNA, 3976 nt
Organism: Ostrinia furnacalis (Asian corn borer)
Lineage: Eukaryota; Metazoa; Arthropoda; Insecta; Lepidoptera; Crambidae
Gene: Wdr37
Product: WD repeat domain 37
Exons: 11
Coding region: 200-1603 (467 amino acids)
Molecular function (GO): protein binding
Source: RefSeq, a predicted model, not a curated record